Rhagoletis pomonella (apple maggot) is the source of this 544-nucleotide messenger RNA. RefSeq lists its product as uncharacterized. Lineage: Eukaryota; Metazoa; Arthropoda; Insecta; Diptera; Tephritidae. Bases 120 to 470 code for a protein of 116 amino acids. The transcript is spliced from 3 exons. The record is from RefSeq and is a predicted model, not a curated record.
ACUUUUUAAGGAGCAUCCUGGAAAAGCAGAAUGGCAUAGAAUAUUAUUUGCAAAAAGUCGAGGGCAGACUUACUGUAAUAGAGCAGACACUCGCAAACAACGUUGUCCAACGCAGCGAUAUGAUGGCCCAGAACCAGCUUAUUAGGGAGUGCAAGGUGAUGCUCAGGAAGGUACAGCAGUCCGUUAGCCAAAUUACCGGAGAAAUCGAGGACAAACAUUUGGAAGAAAUUUCCGCUAAACUUCACAAUGGCGAUAUUGGCAUCUCCUCAGAAGUGGAACAAAGUCUAACAAACCCCGAAUUCAAGCAAGCAAUGAUAACAUAUAUGUAUAAGGUCAAAGGGGCUUCCGGAAGUGUCAACGACGUCAUCCGCAAUCUGUUUGAAAGUGGUGGACGAACUUUUAUUUGGUACAAACAAAAAUCUAAAAACUUUUUUAUCUGGCGAGCUCACCUUAUUUUUAAUUCUUUUUAAGUGCGAGGGCCGAAUGAAUUUUGAGAAAAACGUUAAGAAGUCAAUUGAUUUGGCCCAUAAUCGGCAUAAACAAA